CAGCGCCAGGGCGGGGAUGUUUGCCCCGAGAAGAGCGGCGGCCGCUGCCCUGACCUUAGCCCCCGAAAGUUGGGGGUAGGGUAGGGUGGGGUGCUGGGACCUCGGGCCUGGGGCUCCUCGCCGGCUGCCCCCAGCUCGCGCCUCCCCCUGGCUCUGGACGGCUGGCCCCCCUCUGGCUCCACCUGGGUCCAUACGUUGGACCCGGAGCCGGCGGCCUCCCGAAUGCCCCCAGUCUGUGCUCUGGGUCCAGGGUCCCGACCCACUGGCGGGGGAGGCUGGUGGGCUCUGGCCCCGAGGCUUCGGGACCUCAGCUAAGAAGGGCGGGGUGGGGCAGACUUCGGGGGUCGCCCCGGGCUCGGCCUCAGAGAGCGUUCUCGGGCCCUCGCUGGUGCGAGGUGCCGGCCGAGACGCGCCCCCUCAUCAUUCCCAUCCCCCAAUCCCGGUGCUGCUGGGGGAGGGGCCUGGCGGGAGGAGGGGCCGAAGAGCUGCGGCUGCUGCGUGCUGGGGGCGGAGAGGCUCGGGGCGCCGCGCUACGGCCCCGCCCCCUCCAGGUCGCCGGCCCGCACCCACCGACCCACCCUCCGGGGGCUGCUACCCCUUUAGAGUCGAGCCAUCUACCCCCGUCGCGUCCUCCCUCCCCCAAGCAACCUAACUGAGCCCGGGUGGCGCCGGUGUCCCUGCGAGACUUGCAGAAUUCGAUCGCGGAACGUUCCCGGGAGCGGAGCAUUGUGACGUCAGCGCCCCCAGCCCUCGCCGGGUCCGGCCGGCCGACGGGGAGCCAUGGCGUCAGCGCGCCGGCCCCCGCUCUAGUUGGGCCCGGAGUCGGCGGCGGCGGCGGCGGAGGCCGAGCAGGAGGCGGCUCCGGGGCCGGCCCGAGAGACCCCAGGCGCCAGGGCAGCCCGGCCGGCCGGCAUGGAGCCGGGCGCCCCGGAGCUGCGGGUCGGCUGCCGGCUGCCGGUGCGGGUGGAGCAGAUCGUGAACGUGGACACGCUCGUGGUCACCCUGAGCUGCGGCGAGCGGAGCUUCACGGGCAUCCUGCUGGACUGCACCAAAAAGUCCGGGCUCCUGGGUCUCCCGCUGUCCUUGCCGAAGCGAGAUGCGCCCCCGUCGGAUAGCUGCUCCCGCCAGGAGCCCCCGGAAGAAAAAGGAGCGGCCCUCCCGCCCCCGCCUCCUCAGGAGAAGCCCCCCGCGGCGGCCGACGGCCCGGAACCCGCCCCGCCCCCGGCGCCCCCCCUGCCCGCCGGCAGUGCCCCGCCCUUCCCCCCCUAUUUCGAGGGCGCCCCCUUCCCCCACCCACUGUGGCUCCGGCAGACCUACAGCCAGUGGGUCCCCCAGCCCCCCCCACGGACGAUCAAGCGCACCAAGAGGCGGCUGUCCCGCAACCGCGACCCGGGCCGUCUGAUCAUGAGCACCAUCCGGCUGCGCCCGCGGCGCGUGCUCUGCGAGAAGUGCCAGAGCACGCUGAACCCCGAGGAGGGCCCGGCCGGCCGGCCCAGCGCCAAGCCGCGGCGGCGCCCGGGAGGGCCGGAGAAGGAGCCGCGCAAGCUGGAGGAGCUGGCGGGGGAGGCGCGGCGGGCCAAGCGGGAGCGGGGCACCGCGGCGCCGGUGCCGCGCAGCCCGGUGAUCAAGAUCUCCUACAGCACGCCGCAGGGCACGGGCGAGGUGGUGAAGAUCCCCUCGCGGGAGCACGGCUCGCUGCAGCCCUUCCGGCCCCAGCGGGCGCCCGAGGCCGGCCAGCCCGCCGCCAUCCCCAAGCUGAAGCUGACGCGGCCCGCGGGCGACGCCCCGCCGCCCAAGAUCCGCCUGAAGCCGCACCGGCUGCCGCGCGGCGGCCGCGGCUCCAUCUACAAGGCCGAGCUGGUGGAGCAGCUGGGGGGCCGCGAGCCCGAGGCCCCCGCCGCCUUCCUGGUGGGCCAGUCCCCGCGGCGGCGGCUGGCCGAGCUCUCCUCCGGAAGCUCGGGCGAGGACGAGGAGCCCUUCGGCGCGUUCGGCGAGGGCGGGCGCGACGGCCUGGCCUUCCUCAUGAACUACAAGAGGAAGGCCGACUCCUCCAGCCUCUCGGUGGGCAGCGACAGCCUGGACGAGUCCAGCUCGGACGCCGCCUCCCCCGGCGGCUGCGACUUCCUGCCCGGCGACGACGCCUCCGUCUCCUCCUCGUCCCGCGAGGAGCGCAAGACGGUGCCGCCGCUGACCGUGCGUCUGCACGCGCAGAGCGUGGCCCGCUGCGCCACCGAGGACGGCCGCACCGUGGCCGUGGGCGACAUCGUCUGGGGCAAGAUCCCCGGCUGCCCCUGGUGGCCGGCCCGCGUGCUGGACCUCAGCCUGGGCCAGAAGGAGGACGGGCAGCCCUCCUGGCGCGAGGCGCGCGUGGCCUGGUUCGGCUCCCCCACCACCUCCUGCCUCUCCCUCUCCAAACUCUCCCCGUUCUCCGAGUUCUUCAAACUGAGGUUUAACCGCAAGAAGAAGGGCGUGUACCGCAAAGCCAUUACCGAGGCCGCCAAGGCGGCCGAGCACCUGAGCCCCGAGGUCCGCGAGCUCCUAAGCCAGUUCGAGACGUAGCUGUGGCUCCGGGGUCAGAUGACGGAAGCUGAGCGCCUAGCUGUUGUCCCAGCAUCCUGCCACGCUCCCCACGACGGCCUGGAGGAUGCCCCUGUCCGGGGUGGGCAUCGGGUGGGCUUCUGACUGCAGGAAAGGGAAGUGAGUGAGCCCCGGCCCGGCGGAGGCGACACGCGAGACCGAGGCGCCCAGCGAGGAGGGCCGCACUCCCCCGCUCUGAAUGUAUUUAUUCUUCCCGACUCAAGAUACCAAGUUAGCUUAGAGCCGCGGCCGCCACGGUGCCCACCAUGGUGCCCGCCACGGCAAGCUGCUGCUGCUGCUUUGAAGAGGACGCCCUCCCCGGCCUGCGGGCCCCGGGCCCCCGCCCCUGCUGCUGCCCUGCCCCGCAUGAUCCGUCUUCCACUCCAGCCUCUGCCCGCCCGGUGGGGAGGGGGGCAGGCGGCGGGCGGGCUUGGGGGGGCUCCUCCUGUUGUCACUUUACAGACCAAAAAUGUGUGCUUGGAGCCAGGCGACUCUCACUGGUUUAAGUGUACAAAGAUCCCAAAUAAAUGUGUGUGUCAGUCGCA
Molecule: messenger RNA, 3122 nt
Organism: Antechinus flavipes (yellow-footed antechinus)
Lineage: Eukaryota; Metazoa; Chordata; Mammalia; Dasyuromorphia; Dasyuridae
Gene: PWWP2B
Product: PWWP domain containing 2B
Exons: 4
Coding region: 913-2559 (548 amino acids)
Cellular component (GO): nucleoplasm; nucleus
Source: RefSeq, a predicted model, not a curated record